This is a messenger RNA of Histoplasma mississippiense, 237 nucleotides long. RefSeq lists its product with no specific name. The transcript has 4 exons. NCBI's taxonomy places the organism in Eukaryota, Fungi, Ascomycota, Eurotiomycetes, Onygenales, Ajellomycetaceae. The record is from RefSeq and is a predicted model, not a curated record. The coding region runs from base 1 to 237 and encodes 78 amino acids.
AUGGAUCAAACAUUCUUUCUCCUUUCUUUACUGGCUUUAGCAACCCAGUUGUUCGCAUCAGCCACUGCAUUGUCUGAUAUUUUGAUGGCAAAUUCAUAUGCAAAAAAGAUGGGAACUCAUCUUCUCAUCAGUGAGCUGAAACAAAACCUUUCUGUCCAUACGGUCAGAGCGGAUGAGCGUGUCAUUCAGAUAUUCAAUGUGAUUUGUCAUCAUAAUCAACAAUUGAUCUUUCUGUAA